GAAUUUGGAGUCCGGCCCCUGGAGCCGCGACCUACCGACCCGGCGCGGCCGAGGGUGAUGGGCGUGGCCGGGGCGGUGCUUGCCAGGAAAUGGCGGCGGUCGCAGUAAACGGCGCCAAGCGGAGCCUGCGGUCGGAGCUGAAGCAGCGCUUGAGGGCCUUGAGCGCGGAGGAACGGCAGCGCCAGUCUUACCUCCUCACACAGAAGGUGAUUGCCCACAGUCAGUAUCGAAAUUCCAAAAGAAUUUCCAUCUUUCUGAGCAUGCAAGAUGAAAUUGAGACAGAAGAAAUCAUCAAGGACAUUUUCAAACAAGGCAAAAUCUGCUUCAUCCCUCGAUACCAAUUCCAGAGCAAUCACAUGGACAUGGUGAGAUUAACGUCCCCUGAAGAAAUCGCUUUACUUCCCACGACGUCUUGGAAUAUUCAUCAGCCUGGUGAGGGAGAUGUUCGGGAGGAGGCCUUAUCUACUGGUGGACUUGACCUCAUCUUCCUUCCUGGCCUCGGGUUUGACAAAGAUGGCAACCGGCUGGGGCGGGGUAAGGGAUACUAUGACACCUACCUGAAGCGUUGUGUACAGCAUCAGGAAGUGAAGCCCUACACCAUGGCUUUGGCUUUUAAAGAGCAGAUCUGUUCCCACGUCCCAGUGGAUGAGCAUGACAUGAAGGUAGAUGAAGUCCUUUACGAAGACUCCCCAGCAUCUUAAGUUACUAUUCUGUACCAGUGUAAAGAAAAUAUGUAUAUUUUCCUCUUGUCAAAAAUGACUCAAAAUGUCACAUUAAAGUGAAUAUGUAUUGUGAUUUUUAGUGUAAAAAUAAAAUAAUAUGAAAUCCUCUUUAGAAA
Molecule: messenger RNA, 838 nt
Organism: Mastomys coucha (southern multimammate mouse)
Lineage: Eukaryota; Metazoa; Chordata; Mammalia; Rodentia; Muridae
Gene: Mthfs
Product: methenyltetrahydrofolate synthetase
Exons: 3
Coding region: 90-701 (203 amino acids)
Biological process (GO): tetrahydrofolate interconversion; folic acid-containing compound biosynthetic process
Cellular component (GO): mitochondrion
Molecular function (GO): 5-formyltetrahydrofolate cyclo-ligase activity
Source: RefSeq, a predicted model, not a curated record